AUGGGAACGACUUCUGCUUCAAGUUCAGAUGUUGUUGGAUCCAAAUCAAUGGAUUCAAGCAACCCCUAUUAUCUUCAUCAUUCAGAUUCCCUUAGAAUGUCUCUUGUGAACUCCAUCUUUGAAGGUAAAGGAUAUGGGGAUUGGAGAAGAACCAUCAUCAUUGCUCUAUCAGCUAAGAAUAAGUUGGGCUUCAUUGAUGGAGGUUGCAAAGCACCAGGAUCUGAUUCAUCAGAUUUAAAACUCCGGGAGAGAACCAAUAACAUGGUGACUUCAUGGUUACUUUAUUCCCUUUCCAAAGAGAUUGCGGAGAGUGUCAUCUACUCUAAAAUUGCAGAAGCUCUUUGGAAAGAUCUUGAGGAUCGUUUUGGUCAGCCCAAUAGAGCAAAGCUUUAUCACCUGCAAAAAGAACUGAAUGAUUUAGUUCAAGGGUCUAAUGAUAUUGCAAGAUACUAUACAAGAUUGAAAGGACUAUGGAAUGAGCUAGAUCUUUUGAAUACUAAAAAUUGUUGCUCUUGGACCUGUACUUAUGGAGGAAAGAAUGUUUCCAGUAAAGCUUUGCAAGAUGAGAGGCUCAUUCUAUUUCUCAUGGGUUUGAAUGAUGCCUACUCACCUGCAAGGUCUACUAUCUUGAUGAUUAACGCUCUUCCCUCUAAAAUCAUUGGAACUAGUGAUAUAAGGGGAAGGAAGACCGAUUUGUUGUGUUCUCACUGCAAGAAGCCUGGAUAUACAGUGGAUAAGUGUUACAGGAUUGUUGGCUUUCCCUCAGAUUUUAAGUUCACUGGGUCUAAGAAAAUUACAGGGAAUAUGAAAAGCAAUGCUAUUGCUGCUCCUGGAGAAGGAGAUGAUGAACUUGUGCAAGAGAACUCUUUAGGAAUGAACCAACUUAGCAAAGAGAAAUUUUCUCAACUCAUUCAGUUACUCCACCAGGUCAAAGUUAGUCAAUCUGAGCCUGCUCUUUCAGAUGUCAGUGCCAACUCUGCAAGUAAAAAUCACUCUGUUUCAUGCCAUAUUUUAAUCAAGUCUAGUAAAUGGAUAUUAGACACAGGAGCAUCAGAACAUUUAUUUUCUAAUCCAGAGCUUUUCACUUACCCAAGUCCUUUAACCAAUCCUAUCUAUGUCAAUUUUCCUGAUUCUUCUAAGGGCCCUUCAAUGAAGAGGCCACUGGCUCUUGGUGAAGUGAGGGAUGUGCUUUAUCAAUUAGGUUCUACCAGUUUGUCUUCCAAGAAAAGAGUCCAGCAUAGAGAUCUAGCUACUAGGACUUCUUGUUUAGUUUCUGUUUCUAGUUCUGUAGUAAUAAAGGGGAAUUCUGAUGCAAAGCUUUGGCACAACAGAUUAAGGUUUCCAUCUAGAGUUUUAAAGGGGUUGUCACCUUAUGAAGUUCUCUAUAAACAACCUCCUACUUAUACUAAUUUGAGAUCUUUUGGAUGUUUUUGUUUUGCCUCUACUCUUUCUCAAUCUAGACCAAAAUUCCAUCCCAGAGACUUGCCUUGUGUUUUCUUGGGAUAUCCUACUAGACAAAAGGGAUAUAAGCUAAUGUCUUUAAAGUCAAGGAAAAUUAUAAGCUCUAGGGAUGCCAAGUUCAUUGAGUCUAUUUUUCCUUUCAAGAACAACUCCAAUCCUAGUUCUACCCCUGUGGGAAUUUUUUAUGCACCUCAUUCUCAAGAGCAAGAUAUUCCUAAUGAUCCUUCAGUAUUUUCAUAUUCAUCACCUCAAGAAUCUACUCCUCUUGUUGAUGUUUCUCCCUCAGAUUCUCCAUCUUCUGCUAAUUUACAUACACCUUUUGAUGUCAUACCAACUAGACAAUCUUCUAGAAUACAUAAGAAGCCUAGUUACCUAUCAUACUAUGUUUGUAAUGCAGUAUAUUUCACCAAUCUUACUCAGUCAUGUUGCACUUCCCCUAUCAGUCCAUCUAUCUAUCCUUUUGCUGCCCUUUCUUCUAUUAAUCAAAACACUAUAAAUUUUACCUUGAAUAUCAGUGAGCCAACCAGUUUUUCACAAGCUUCUAUGCAUCCUGGUUGGUAA
Solanum tuberosum (potato) is the source of this 2022-nucleotide messenger RNA. RefSeq lists its product as uncharacterized. Lineage: Eukaryota; Viridiplantae; Streptophyta; Magnoliopsida; Solanales; Solanaceae. The transcript has 4 exons. The coding region runs from base 1 to 2022 and encodes 673 amino acids. The record is from RefSeq and is a predicted model, not a curated record.